Molecule: messenger RNA, 513 nt
Organism: Lasiodiplodia theobromae
Lineage: Eukaryota; Fungi; Ascomycota; Dothideomycetes; Botryosphaeriales; Botryosphaeriaceae
Product: Beta/gamma crystallin
Exons: 1
Coding region: 1-513 (170 amino acids)
Source: RefSeq, a predicted model, not a curated record
AUGCAACUCACCAACACCCUCCUCCUCACCCUCAGCGCCGUAGCACUCACCCUCGCCGCCCCGCAAGUCGGCGCCACCCCCGAACUCGGCGUCGCCAAAGACUUCCCGGCCACGGACCUCGACUUCCUCGACUUCGCCAUCCCGGACAGCCCCGGCGCCACCAUCACGCCCACCACGACCACCACCCCCAGCACCAACGCAACAGCAACCAAGCUCGCGCCGCGCCAGAACGGAACGGUGGCGCCGAAGCGGAUGCGGUACUGCCAGCACGACAACGGGCGGGGCGAGUGCCGCAACAUCGAGUUCCCGGACAUGAAGUGCGUGAACCUGGACCGGGCGUGGGACAACCGCAUCAGCAGCGCGUACAUCAACGCGCCGUGGUGGUGCCGGUGGCACCCGGAGAAGAACUGCAAGGGGCGCAGGGUCGACAUGCGGUUUCCUGGCAUCUUCAACUUCAAGACGGUCGGGAUGAAUGAUCAGGCGAGUUCGUUUUUUUGUUGGCAUAUGUUUUAA